Messenger RNA from Melospiza georgiana, 2665 nucleotides. It is a transcript of the gene STAT6, whose product is annotated as signal transducer and activator of transcription 6. Gene Ontology annotation, biological process: response to peptide hormone; cytokine-mediated signaling pathway; cell surface receptor signaling pathway via JAK-STAT. Lineage: Eukaryota; Metazoa; Chordata; Aves; Passeriformes; Passerellidae. Gene Ontology annotation, molecular function: DNA-binding transcription factor activity, RNA polymerase II-specific; RNA polymerase II cis-regulatory region sequence-specific DNA binding. The transcript is spliced from 19 exons. Bases 1 to 2535 code for a protein of 844 amino acids. The record is from RefSeq and is a predicted model, not a curated record.
AUGUCCCUGUGGAACCUCGUGUCCCACAUGCCACCAGAGGAGUUCAGCAGCCUCUCCACGGAGUUUCCCCGGAGCCUGCGCUGUCUCCUGGCCGAGUGGCUGGAGAACCAACCCUGGGAGUUCAUCAAUGGCUCAGAUGCUUUCUGCACCAGCAUGGCCAGCAGGAUGCUCUCAGACAUGCUGGACAAACUCCGCAGCGCUGCCGGCAGCGACGGGCAGCAGUGCCAGAUCCUGCAGCAAAUCAGCAACAUCGAGAGCACCUUCUGCCGGGACCCUCUGCGGCUGGUGGCCGUCGUCAGAGCCGUCCUGGAGGGCGAGAAGGCAGCCGUGCUCAAACGGGACCAUCAUCUGCCUCUCAGCUUCCACCGGCGGCAGGAGGAGCUGAAGUUCAGCCUGGGGCUGCAGCGGCUGCAGCACCGAGUCCGGGAGAUCCAGGCGCUCCAGGAGGAGGGGCCAGGGCGGGAUGGGGCUGUGCAGAGCCCCAUGGCUCCCAGGGAGCUGCCCACCCUCAUCCUGGAGGCUGUGAAGGAGCUGGAGGCGGCCAAACAGCAGGUCCUGAAGAGGAUCCAGAUUUGGAAGAGACAACAGCAGCUGGCAGGGAAUGGGGCCAUCUUUGAGGAGAAUCUGGCACCGCUGCAGAAGAGGUGUGAGAACCUGGUCGAGGUUUACUUCCAGCUGCAGCAGCAGGUGAUGGCAGCGAGCACAGAGCUGGGCCCUGAGCUGCUGCCCCGGCUCCUGGAGCGCUUCAACGAGGUCUUGUCCAGCCUGGUCAAGAGCUCCUUCCUGGUGGAGAAGCAGCCCCCACAGGUGCUGAAGACCCAGACCAAGUUCCAGGCGAGCGUGCGGUUCCUGCUGGGCCCGCGGCUGCUGAAGGCACUGCCCAAGCCCUACGUGGUGAGGGCUGACAUGGUGACAGAGAAGCAGGCACGGGAGCUGGAGCUCAGCAACUACAGCAACACCCUCAGUGAGAGCACGGGGGAGAUCUUGCACAACACGGUGGCACUGGAGACCAACCCCACCAGCGGGAACUGCUGUGCCAACUUUAAAAACGUGCUGCUGAAGAAGAUCAAGCGCUGCGAGCGGAAGGGCUCAGAGUCGGUGACGGAGGAGAAAUGCGCCGUCCUCUUCAGCACCAACGUCACCUUGACCCCCAGCAACAUCUCCAUCCACCUCCAGGUCCUGUCUCUGCCCAUUGUGGUCAUCGUCCACGGGAACCAGGACAACAACGCCAAAGCCACCGUGCUGUGGGACAAUGCCUUCUCUGACAUUGACCGGGUGCCCUUUGUGGUGGCCGAGCGUGUGCCCUGGGACAAGAUGUGUGACACCCUGAACCUGAAGUUCAUGGCAGAGGUGCAGACCACCAAGGGGCUCCUCAAGGAGCACUACUUCUUCCUGGCCCAGAAGAUCUUCAAUGACCACAGUGCCAGCCCCGAGGACUUCCAGAGCCGCCACGUCUCCUGGGCCCAGUUCAACAAGGAGAUCCUCCCUGGCCGGGGAUUCACCUUCUGGCAGUGGUUUGAUGGAGUCCUGGACCUCACCAAGAGAUGCCUUAAAAGUUACUGGUCGGACAGGCUCAUCAUGGGCUUCAUCAGCAAGCAGUAUGUGUGCAAGCUGCUGAGCAUGCAGCCAGAUGGGACCUUCCUGCUCCGCUUCAGCGACUCCGAGAUCGGGGGCGUCACCAUCGCUUACGUCAUGCGGGGCAAGGACGGCUCCAGCCAGGUGGAAAACAUCCAGCCCUUCUCUGCCAAGGACCUGUCCAUCCGCUCCCUGGGCGACCGCAUCCGGGACCUGGGGCAGCUCCGGAACCUGUACCCCAACAUCCCCAAGGACCAGGCCUUUGGGAGUCACUACAACAAAGAGCAGACAGGCAAGGACGGCCGGGGCUACGUCUCCACCGCCAUCAAGAUGACUGUGGAGAGUGAAAGGGACCAGCACCCUCCAAACACCAUGGGGGCCCCCCCCGAGGCCCCCCAGGCCCAGAUGUUCAGCCUGCCCAUGCUGCAGCACGAGCUGCACCCUGAGAAUCUGCCGCCACUGCUGGGCCCCAUGUGCUCCCCCACUCCAUUCUGCCCCCAGCCCAUGCCCGGGGGCUACCCCCCGGUUGAGAGCAGCAUCAUGACGGUGCCCGACAGGCUGACCCCCCCCUUCCACAGCCCAUCACAGAUGCUGUCGCCUCCCUCGCUGUCCCACUGCCAGGACCCUGCCUUCAGGACCCCUGGACCCUUCAUGCCCAACCAGUUCCUGCCCGGGGAGGUCCCGCAGCUGCUGCCCGCGGGUCCCUCAGUGGACGUGGACAUGUCCGAGCCGCCCCCGUUCCCGCUCAUGGAGGACGCGUCGCUGCAGAGCCCUCCGCGGUGGAUGUCGCCCAGCAUGGAUCAGCCAUCAGCCUCAGAGUUGGAGCACCUCCUGGAGGUGUCCCCGUUGCCCCCCUUCGCCCCCCUCCAGCAGCACAGCGUGUACCCCAAUUCCAGCCUGUCCUCCUGGGGGCUGGGGGACGCACGGUGGGAUGACAGCAUCCGGCCAGGACACGCGUGAGGGGGCUCCUGGUGAGGGGAGGGGGACAUCGGACUGCGACCCCCCUCCCCUCACUCCCUCCCAGCCUUGCUGGGUUCAUGGACUUGCCACAACUCCCGCAGCAGUGAAAACUCCAGCUGGGAAAGGCGAU